Molecule: messenger RNA, 1042 nt
Organism: Heteronotia binoei (common prickly gecko)
Lineage: Eukaryota; Metazoa; Chordata; Lepidosauria; Squamata; Gekkonidae
Gene: SCD
Product: stearoyl-CoA desaturase
Exons: 5
Coding region: 32-1036 (334 amino acids)
Biological process (GO): response to fatty acid; unsaturated fatty acid biosynthetic process
Cellular component (GO): endoplasmic reticulum membrane
Molecular function (GO): iron ion binding; palmitoyl-CoA 9-desaturase activity; stearoyl-CoA 9-desaturase activity
Source: RefSeq, a predicted model, not a curated record
CCCUCCAGUUUACUCCACCACCUUUGCUCCCAUGGCCCAGAAUGGGGCAGCCAAGGUAGAGAAAGAAAUCCCCACCUAUGAAGACUUGGGAGCAGAGAGGGGCAUGACAGAUGACAUUUUUGAUGAGACCUAUCAAGAGAAGACUGGCCCCAAGCCUGCCGCCGUCUAUGUCUGGAGGAACAUCAUCCUCAUGGCUGUGCUCCACAUAACUGCCCUCUACUCCCUCUCUGUCAUUCCUGCUGCAAAGUUCGCCACCUUGUUGUGGGGAAUUGUGUGCUUCCAAGUAAGUGGUUUGGGAGUCACAGCUGGGGCACAUCGUCUUUGGAGUCAUCGGUCUUACAAAGCAAGCUUGCCUCUUCGGAUCCUCUUGGCUAUUGCCAACUCCAUGGCUUUUCAGAAUGAUAUCUUUGAGUGGGCCAGGGAUCACCGUGUCCACCACAAGUUCUCUGAAACGGAUGCAGAUCCCCACAAUGCCACUCGGGGCUUCUUCUUCUCCCACGUUGGCUGGCUGCUGGUCCGCAAACACCCAGAUGUCAUCGAGAAGGGCAAGAAACUGGACCUCUCUGACUUGAAGGCAGACAAAGUUGUGAUGUUCCAGAGGAGGUACUACAAGACGUCAGUGGUGCUGCUGUGCUUCUUGUUCCCUCCCUUUGUGCCUUGGUACUUCUGGGGAGAAACCUUUUGGACCAGCUUCUUAGUGGCCGCCAUCCUUCGCUACACCCUUGUCCUGAAUGCCUCCUGGCUGGUCAACAGUGCUGCCCACAUGUACGGCAAUCGGCCCUACGACCAGCACAUCAACCCCAGAGAGAACCACUUUGUUGUCUUCGGAGCUUUAGGUGAAGGCUUCCACAACUACCAUCACACCUUCCCCUUCGACUACUCCACCAGUGAGUACGGCUGGCGGUGGAACGUCACGACAAGUUUCAUUGACCUCAUGUGCUACCUUGGUUUGGCAAGUGACUGCAAGAAAGUAGGCAAGAAGACUGUUCUGGCACGGAAAAUUCGGACUGGGGAUGGGAGCCACAAGACUGGCUGAAGGCCC